This is a messenger RNA of Trichosurus vulpecula (common brushtail), 10197 nucleotides long. It is a transcript of the gene MEGF8, whose product is annotated as multiple EGF like domains 8. The coding region runs from base 121 to 8463 and encodes 2780 amino acids. Gene Ontology annotation, molecular function: calcium ion binding; protein binding. The transcript is spliced from 42 exons. Lineage: Eukaryota; Metazoa; Chordata; Mammalia; Diprotodontia; Phalangeridae. The record is from RefSeq and is a predicted model, not a curated record.
UCUCUCCCGCUCCUCCGGCGUCUCACUGGUUCUCGUCGGCUCGGUUUGGUUCCCGGGAGGAGGCGGCCUGAUGUUCCCAGGUCCCCUCCCCUGAGUGGCCACAGCCCUUGGGGCCUGGCCAUGGCCUCUGCCCAGGGCCAUGGCCACUGGGCACUGGUGGCCCUCGUGGCCGUGGCCCUGCUGUGGCCCCUGGCCCCGCAGACCCAGGCUGGUGACUGCAAGGGCCAGAGACAGGUGCUGCGGGAGGCCCCGGGCUACGUAUCCGAUGGGGCAGGAAACUACAGCGUCAACGGGAACUGCGAGUGGCUCAUUGAGGCCCCCAGCUCCCAACACCGCAUCCUCCUGGAUUUCCUGUUCCUGGAUACGGAGUGUACCUAUGACUAUCUCUUUGUGUAUGAUGGGGACUCGCCUCGGGGACCCCUGCUAGCCAGCCUCAGCGGCAGCACCCGCCCCCCACGCAUUGAGGCCUCCUCUGGCAAGAUGCUCCUUCACCUCUUCUCUGAUGCCAACUACAACCUGUUGGGCUUCAACGCCUCCUUCUCCUUCUCACUGUGCCCUGGUGGCUGUUCAGGCCGGGGCCUGUGUGAGCCCUCCGGCCUGUGUACCUGUGACCCUGGGUGGGGUGGCCCCGCCUGUGCCCGCCAGGACUGCUCUGCCUACUGCCGAGAGCAUGGCACCUGUGCCUCGGAGGCAGGCCCCUGCCGCUGUGAGCCGGGCUUCCUGGGCCGUGCCUGUGACCUGCGGCUGUGGGAGAACCAGGGGGCCGGCCGGUGGCACAAUGUCAGUGCCGAGGAUGCCACCUUCCCAGCCCGCGUCGGGGCUGCUGGCGCCUUCCUCUCGCCUCCGGGGCUGCUUGCUGUCUUUGGAGGUCAGGACCUGAACUCAGCACUGGGCGACCUCGUUUUGUACAACUUCUCUGCCAACGCCUGGGAGCGGUGGGAUCUCAGCCCGGGCCCGGCCGCCCGACAUUCCCAUGUGGCCGUGGCUUGGGCUGGCUCCCUGGUGCUCAUGGGAGGGGAGUUGGCCGAUGGCUCUCUGACCAGCGACGUGUGGGCCUUCACCCCGAGGGCUGGGGGCCACUGGGAGCUGCUGGCCCCCCCCUCCUCGGGGCCCCCAGGCCUGGCCGGACAUGCUGCUGCCCUGGUGGACGACUCCUGGCUGUACAUCUUUGGGGGCCGCACGCAGCAUGACCUCUUCUCUUCAGGCCUCUUCCGCUUCCGCCUGGAGGGCCCUGGGGGGGGCCGGGGCCGCUGGGAGGAGGUGCGGCCAGCUGGUGGCCGGCCCCCCGCUGCCACUGGUCAUUCCAUGAUCUUCCACCCACCAUCCCGGGCUCUGCUGGUCUAUGGGGGCCACAGGCCUUCCACAGCCCGGUUCUCUGUACGGGUGAACUCUACCGAGCUCUUCCAUGUGGACCUGCGGGUGUGGACCUCCCUGCGUGGCCGAGAUGGUCAGCGGGGGCCCCGGGAGCGAGCCUUCCACACGGCCAGUGUCCUUGGCAACUACAUGGUGGUCUAUGGAGGCAAUGUGCAUACUCACUACCAGGAGGAGAAGUGUUAUGAGGAUGGCAUCUUUUUCUACCAUCUUGGCUGCCAUCAGUGGGUGUCAGGAGCUGAGCUGGCCCCUCCAGGGACCCCCGAAGGCCGGGCAGCACCCCCUGGGGGCCGGUACUCCCAUGUGGCAGCUGUGCUAGGCGGCAGUGUCCUGCUGGUGGCUGGCGGGUACAGCGGGCGGCCCCGAGGGGACCUGAUGGCCUACAAGGUGCCCCCCUUCGUGUUCCAGGCGCCAGCCCCAGAUUACCACCUGGAUUACUGCUCUAUGUACACGGAGCACAGUGUCUGUGCCAGGGACCCUGAGUGCAGCUGGUGCCAAGGAUCCUGCCAGGCUGCCCCGCCCCCUGGGAGCCCCCCUGGAGCUUGCCCAGCAGCUGGCUGCCUAGGCCUGGCCCGCCUUCUGGGUGACUGCCAGGCCUGCCUGGCAUUUAGUGGCGCCGUUCCUCCACCUCGUGGGCCUGGGGCCCUGGGCUGGUGUGUCCACAAUGAGAGCUGCCUCCCCCGGCCUGAGCAGGCUCGAUGCCGAGGGGAACAGAUUUCUGGCACCGUGGGCUGGUGGGGGGCAGCCCCUGUCUUUGUCACAACUCUCGAUGCCUGUGUUACUCAGAGUUUCCUGCCUGGCCUACACCUGCUCACCUUCCAGCAGCCCCCCAAUGCCUCCCAGCCUGACAAGGUGUCCAUUGUCCGUAGCACAACCAUCACUCUGUCACAGACAUCCAACACAGAGACAGAUGUGUCCCUUGUCUACCGGGGCUUCAUCCACCCACUGUUGCCUGGGGGCCCUGGAGGCUCGGGGGCUGAUGAUGUCAUCGUGUGGGCCCGGGCCCAGAGGUUGAGGGUCCUGGCACGAAUGGCACGGGGACCUGAUAGCCAGCACAUGGAGGAGGUGGGGCGCUGGGUAGCCCAGCAGGACAAGGAGAUACGGAGGCUCCAGCGCCCUGGCUCGGCUCGCCUCUUCCCCCUCCCUGGCCGUGGCCACAAGUAUGCUGUGGAGAUCCAGGGUCAGCUGAAUAGCUCUGCGGGGUCUGGGAAUAGCGAGCUCACCCUGCUGUGGGACCGCACCGGCGUACCAGGGGGCAGUGAGAUCUCCUUCUUCUUCCUGGAGCCCUUCCGCUCGUCAGCCUGUACGUCCUAUACCUCCUGCCUGGGCUGCCUGGCAGACCAGGGCUGUGGCUGGUGCCCGCUCAGCUCCUCUUGCCUCCUUCGUCAAGAUGGCGCCCGCUGCAGUGGCGGCGGGGCCCUGCUAGUGCUGGCUCCGGCCCUCUGCCCACUCUGUGAGGAGCACCGUGACUGCCAUGCUUGUGCCCAGGAUCCUUUCUGUGAGUGGCAGCAGAGUCUGAGCCGGAAGGGAGAUGCCACCUGCAGCCGCCGAGGCCGGGCUGGGUCCGCUGUGAGGAGCCCUUCUAACUGCCCCCCGCUCUGUAACCAGCGACACUCGUGUGAGACGUGCCUAGCCAACUCGAGCCAGUGUGCCUGGUGCCAGUCUACGCAGACCUGCUUCCUCUUUGCUGCCUACCUUGCCCGCUAUCCUCAUGGGGGUUGCAGGGGCUGGGAUGACAGCGUCCACUCAGAGCCACGAUGUAUGAGCUGUGCACGUUUCCUCUCCUGCCAUGAUUGCCUGCAGAGCCAUGAGUGUGGCUGGUGCGGGAAUGAGGACAACCCAACCCUGGGCAGGUGCCUCCCAGGAGACUUCUCAGGACCGAUGGGAGGUGGUCCCUGCUCCCUGGGAGCUGAGGAGGGACUGCCUCCAGGGCUUCCUGCUCACUGGUCAUAUGCCCAGUGCCCAGAUGUGGAUGAGUGCCGCCUGGGCUUGGCACGGUGCCACCCACUGGCAUCCUGCCUGAACACACCAAUCAGCUAUGAAUGUCAUUGUGGGCAUGGUUACCAUGGUGAUGGGGUCACCCACUGCAACCAGACGUGCCUGGAGGACUGUGGCCAUGGCACAUGUAGUGGCCCCCCCGACUUUACCUGUGUGUGUGACCUGGGCUGGACCUCGGAUCCCCCCCUGCCCACGCCUGCCCCAGGGCCUCCUGCCCCUCUUUGUUCCCGAGACUGUGGCUGUAACUUCCAUAGCUACUGCUACACCCAGGGGCCAGGCAUCUGUGAUGAGUGUCAGGACUGGACUUGGGGUGAGCAGUGUGAGCGGUGUAGGCCAGGCAGCUUUGGUAAUGCCACGGGGCCCGGUGGCUGUCAGCCCUGUCAAUGCAAUGGGCAUGGGGACCCCCAGCAGGGCCGCUGCGAUGGCCACACGGGGCUGUGCUUCUGCCAAGACCACACUGAGGGGGCCCACUGUGAGCUCUGUGCGACCGGCUACUAUGGGGACCCUCGGGCCGGGGGCUCUUGUUUCCGGGAGUGUGGGGGCAGAGCCCUCCUCACCAAUGUGUCAUCUGUGGCAUUGGGCUCCCGCCGAGCAGGGGGACCCCCCCAAGUGGGCAGUCAAGCUGGGCCCGGGCUGGCCUACUGUGUGUGGGUGGUGUCAGCCUCUGAAAACUUGGAGCCCUGCCCUCCUGGGAUUCCUUGUCCCCCACUGACCCUCACCUUCUCCCCAGACAGCAGCACCCCUUGCACGCUGAGCUAUGUCCUGGCCUUUGAUGGUUUCCCACGAUUCCUGGACACAGGCAUCGUGCAGUCUGACCGGAGCCUCAUUGCAGCUUUUUGUGGCCAGCGGCGGGACCGGCCCCUCACCGUGCAGGCACUCUCAGGGCUGCUGGUCCUACACUGGGAGGCGAACGGCUCAUCCUCAUGGGGUUUCAAUGCAUCCGUGGGUUCCGGCCGCUGUGAGAUGGGGGCAGGGGGCCCUGGGAGCUGCCCAGCCCCGCAGGAGUGUGUCCCUGAAGAAGCAGGAGGAGGUGGGGCCGGCCACUGCCGCUGCCCCCCAGGCUGGGCUGGCCCUGCCUGCACCCUGGCCCUGUGCCCUGGGAACUGCUCUGCCCACAUUGGGGGGGGCAUCUGUAACCAGAGCCUAGGACUGUGUGUCUGCUUUGAAGGUUUUGGGGGAGCAGACUGUGCCACACAUCUGGAUGGGGGGCAGCUUGUCUGGGAGACGCUCCUGGACAGCCGGCUUUCUGCUGACACAGCAAGCCGCUUCCUGCACCGUCUGGGCCACACCAUGGUUGAGGGGCCUGACUCUACCCUGUGGAUGUUCGGGGGUCUGGGCCUGCCUCAGGGGCUCUUGGGCAACCUGUACAGGUACUCAGUGGGGGAGCGGCGCUGGACCCAGAUGCUGGCUGGGUCCGAGGACGGGGGGCCUGGGCCUGCGCCCCGCGUGUUCCAUGCAUCUGCCUAUGUGCCCGCUGGCCGUGGCGCCAUGUACUUGCUGGGUGGCCUCACGGCGGCAGGGGUUGCCCGGGACUUCUGGGUCCUCAACCUCACCACCUUGCAGUGGCGUCAGGAGAAGACCCCGCAGGCCCUGCUGCUGCCUGCUGUGGCUGGCCACACGCUGACCUCCCGGCGAGGCUUGUCCCUGCUGCUUGUUGGGGGAUAUUCACCUGAAAAUGGUUUCAACCAACAACUCCUGGAGUAUCAGCUGACAACGGGAAUGUGGCUGGCCGGGCCCUCGAGUGGGACACCACCCACCGGCCUUUAUGGUCACUCGGCGGUCUACCACGAGGCCACAGACUCUCUGUAUGUCUUUGGCGGCUUCCGCUUUCAUGUUGAGCUGGCUGCCCCGUCCCCAGAGCUCUACUCCCUGCACUGCCCUGACCGCACCUGGAGCCUGCUGGCCCCUUCCCAGGGGGCAAAGCCCAGGCCCCGGCUGUUCCACGCAGCAGCCCUACUUGGGGACACCAUGGUGGUCCUGGGGGGCCGUUCGGAGCCGGACGAGUUCAGCAGCGAUGUCCUGUUGUACCAGGUCAACUGCAAUUCCUGGCUGCUGCCCAACCUGACCCGUCCAGCUUCCGUGGGGCCCCCAAUGGAGGAGUCCGUGGCCCACGCCGUGGCGGCUGUGGGGGGCCGCCUCUACAUCUCUGGGGGCUUUGGUGGGGUGGCCCUGGGGCGCCUGCUGUCUCUGAGCUUGCCUUCGGACCCCUGUCACCUGGUGCACUCCCCUGAGGCCUGUAAUGCCUCGGGUGCCUGCAGCUGGUGCCAUGGAGCAUGCCUGUCAGGAGACCAAGCCCACAGGUUGGGCUGCAGCGGUGCCUCCUGCUCCCCCAUGCCCCGUACGUCGGAGGAGUGUCGCCGCCUGCGCACCUGCAGCGAGUGCCUCGCCCGACACCCCCGCACCCUGAGACCGGGGGAAGGGGAGGAGGCCGCCCCGCCGCGGUGUAAGUGGUGCACCAACUGCCCGGAGGGCGCCUGCAUCGGCCGCAACGGCUCCUGCACCUCGGAGAACGACUGUCGCAUCAACCAGCGCGAAGUGUUCUGGGCUGGCAACUGCUCGGAGGCCGCGUGUGGGGCGGCAGACUGCGAGCAGUGCACGCAGGAGGGCAAGUGCAUGUGGACUCGCCAGUUCAAGCGCACCGGGGAGACCCGCCGCAUUCUCUCCGUGCAGCCCACCUACGACUGGACCUGUUUCAGCCAUUCGCUGCUCAACGUGUCCCCGAUGCCCGUGGAGUCGUCGCCCCCCAUGCCCUGUCCCACACCCUGCCACCGCCUCGCCAACUGCUCUUCUUGCCUCGACUCCAAGGGCGCCGAUGGGGGCUGGCAGCACUGCGUCUGGAGUAGCAGCCUCCAGCAGUGUCUGAGCCCGUCUUUUCUGCCCCUGCGCUGCCUGGCAGGGGGCUGCGGGCGGCUGUUGCGAGGGGCAGAGAGCUGCUCUCUGGGCUGUGGCAAUGCCCCACAGUGUGCCCUGUGCCUCCGACGUCCACAUUGCGGCUGGUGUGCCAAGGGAGACCCUGGCCAGGAUGGGGCAGGGCUGUGUAUGGAGGGUGGCCUCAGCGGGCCCCGAAAUGGGCUGACCUGCGGGCAUGGAGAUCCUCGAGCCUCCUGGGCCUUCCUGUCCUGUCCUCCUGAGAAUGAGUGUGUCAAUGGACACCACGACUGUAAUGAGACCCAGAACUGUCAUGACCGUCCUCAUGGCUACGAGUGUACCUGCAAGACUGGCUACACCAUGGACCAUGCACGGGGUCAGUGCCGCCCAGUCUGUGCCCAAGGCUGCGUGAACGGCUCCUGCGUGGAGCCUGACCACUGUCUCUGCCACUUUGGUUUUGUCGGCCGUAACUGUUCGACUGAGUGUCGUUGCAACAGGCACAGUAACUGUGAUGGUGUGGGGGCCCGGGACCGCUGCCUUGAGUGCCAUAACAACACUGCGGGUCCCCACUGCGAACGUUGUCGGCCACUGUUUGUGGGCUCAGCCCUGGGAGGCGGGACCUGCCGCCCCUGCCGAGCUUUCUGCAGAGGGAACAGUGACAUCUGUGUCUCUGAGAAAGAGUUAGAGAUGUCCCGUGAUGAUCCGGAGGCGUACCCCCUGGACCCUGAAGAGAUUGAGAAAUGGGUGUCUGAGGGGCCGAGCGAGGAUGAGGCUGUGUGUGUGAACUGUCAAAACAACAGCUACGGGGACAAGUGUCAGCGCUGCCUGGAAGGCUACUUCCUCCUGGAUGGCCGGUGCACCAAGUGUCAGUGUAAUGGCCAUGCAGACACCUGUAAUGAAGAUGGGACAGGCUGCCCCUGCCAGAAUAACACGGAGACAGGCACCUGCCAGGGGAGCUCUCCCAGUGACCGCCGAGACUGCUAUAAGUACCAGUGUGCCAAGUGCCGGGAGUCUUUUCACGGCAGCCCCCUCGGGGGCCAGCAGUGCUACCGGCUGAUCUCCGUGGAACAGGAGUGUUGCCUGGACCCCACCUCCCAGACCAAUUGCUUCCAUGAGCCCAAGCGCCGGGCCCUAGGCCCGGGGCGCACCGUGCUCUUUGGGGUUCAGCCAAAGUUCACUAAUGUGGAUAUCCGCCUGACACUGGAUGUGACAUUUGGUGCCGUCGACCUCUAUGUCUCCACGUCUUAUGACACCUUUGUGGUCCGCGUGGACCCAGACACUGGAGUCCAUUCUGUCCACAUCCAGCCCCCUCCUCCAGCCCCACCACCUGUGGCUGCAGAGGCUGGGCUGCGAGCAGGUGAGGUGGGUGCUGGAGGGCCUGGUCUGCCCCCCGAGCCUCGGAUCCGGGAGGUGCGUCCACGGGGGCUCAUCACUUAUGUGACUGUGAUUGAGCCUGCUGCCGUGCUGGUGGUGCGCGGGGUACGGGACCGGCUCGUCAUCACCUACCCUCAUGAGCAGCAUGCCCUCAAGUCCAGCCGCUUCUACUUGCUCCUGCUGGGUGUUGGGGACCCCACAGCACCUGGUGCGAAUGGCUCCGCAGACUCCCAGGGCCUCCUCUUCUUCCGCCAAGACCAGGCACACAUCGACCUUUUUGUCUUCUUCUCUGUCUUCUUCUCCUGCUUUUUCCUCUUCCUUUCACUCUGUGUCCUGCUCUGGAAGGCCAAGCAGGCCCUGGACCAGCGGCGCGAGCAACGGCGACAUCUGCAGGAGAUGACCAAGAUGGCCAGCCGCCCUUUUGCCAAGGUCACAGUCUGCUUCCCGCCUGACCCGGCUGUUAGUGUCCCCUGGAAAACGAGUGGAAUGGGCCUCCCACCUCCUGCCUUCCGCCGCUCGGAGCCUUUCCUGGCUCCACUUUUACUGACCGGGAGUGGGGGGCCUUGGGGAUCUGGCAGUGGGGGCUGCUGCCCUGUGGCCCUGAGGGCCGGGCCCAUCACACUGGAGCCCACAGAGGACGGCAUGGCGGGGGUCGCCACGCUCCUGCUGCAGCUGCCUGGUGGCAUCUACACCCCUAACCGGGCCUGCCUGGGCUCCGCCCUGGUCACCCUGCGGCACCGGCUGCAGGAGUACUGUGGAGGUGGCAGUGGACCUGGGGCCAGUGGGCACGGGGCAGGGGGUGGGAGGAAGGGACUGCUGACUCAUGACAACCUCACCAGUAUGUCUCUCUGAGAGCCUGGGGGUGGGGAGGGUCACCCAGUCCCUGUUCCCUGCCUCUCAGACCCCAUGCUCCCAGCCCAUCCCGAGUGGCCAGGCAUUCCAUAGGCCCCCCGGCUCAUCUUUGGUUUGGCGAUGCCCUUCUGUCAGCCCCUUGUUUGGACUCUGGACUGUACUGUGUCAGGCCUUUCUGAGGAGCCACCCCCUGGGCUCCAGGCCAGGUUUCCUCUCUCAAGGCAGACCCCCCUCCCACCCUCCACCCAACAAUUUGAGUCCAUCACCUCUGAGUCCCCCCACCCUUCCUCCCCAAAGGAGCUGCUCCAUAGUGGACCCAUGGCCUCCCUGGGGUCUCCCAAGCCACUGCUUCCUGGACACUGGACCUCCUUGGUUCCAUUGGAAGCCCCUCGGCUUUCUGUGAUGAAAUACUGUUUCAGACUUGGAAGAGUCCCUGUGAACGUUUAGUCCAAGUACCUGAAACCCCGCCCCAGUGUGGGGACCUCACUACCUCUUGAGGCAGGCCAUUCCAGGUGGCAGGAUUUUCCUGACAUUAAACCUCGUUUGCCCCUUUGUAUCUCCACCUGUCACUCCUGGUCCUGCCCUCUCUGGCCCAGAGGGACUCCUGUUGUCCCUCUGCUGCAGGACAGCCCUGCAGGUAGAUUGAAAUAGUGCUUGUGGGUAUCCUCUGGAGAGCUGUCCCUUCAGCCUGUCCUCUCCAUUCGGGUCACUCUCUUUAUCCAUCUGCUUCCUGAGAUGUGUGCAGGGCCAAAGCUCGUAACCUAGGGUGGCCCUACCCCAGUGCUCCUCCCUAGCAGGGCGGAAGCCCGCGCUCCAGGGUGGCCCCCCCGCCCAGCGCUCCCCCUCCAUGGUCCAAGCGGCACAGCCCAAGGUGGGGGGAGCCACAUCACAGCCUUGACUCUUGCUGAGCUUGCCAACCUGGCUGGGCCUCCAUUCACCUUGUGAAGUUGUCUUUCUGAGGCCAGGUGUUGGCUCAGUGACACAGCUCCUGUGGAGGCCUUGGGGAUCUGUUGUCUAGCCUGUAGUGAGAGAUCCCCCCCAGCUGCCGCUCGUAGGUUCGGGGAUGGUGUCAUUCAUGAUUCAUCCAAGUCAUCACUCAAAAUGGUCAGUGGCCUGGGGCCAGCCCCAGGCUCCAGGGGCUACUCCUGGGCUCCAGAGGUCCACAUCUCUGCAGGGGGAUUAGCCCCCUCUGCCUCUCCCCACCCCCUUGCUGGGUUCCCAGCCAGCAAACCCAUCUCUUCUGUGGGGAACCUUCUGAGUUAAGGCGAACUGGCCAGUGAAUUCACUGCCCUGGUGGUCUCCAGUUGGAGGCUGGAUGACCAAGGAAAGGCCUUUGAAGCCCCUUUCCAGUCCUUAGGUUUCCUGAUCAGUGACCCUUCCAGUCCUGCAGCUGCCCAAAUGGCAGUUGAGGUGAUCCUCGGAAAGCACUUAGCACAUAAGCAGGAGCCGCAGAAAUGCUCCUUCCUGCCCUUCCUAACCGGUGACUUCAGUGAGCUCCUGACCCCUCUGGUCUCUGUUUCUCUUGACUCAGGACUCCAGGACCCACCUCUUUUCUCUCCUUCCUACUUCUGAACCCCUCACCCUUUCUCAUUCCCUAGAGCUGCCUGCCCCCCAGCCCCCCCCACCCCAGGUCAGAAGAUUUAGACAGCCUCACUCUUGUGGGCAGGAAGGUCACUGGACUGCAUGUAUGGGAGAAGGAAACCUAAAAUCGCCAAAUAAAAUGUUACCAGGGGA